Messenger RNA from Orbicella faveolata, 1045 nucleotides. RefSeq lists its product as uncharacterized. The record is from RefSeq and is a predicted model, not a curated record. NCBI's taxonomy places the organism in Eukaryota, Metazoa, Cnidaria, Anthozoa, Scleractinia, Merulinidae.
GCGCCAGAGGAGACUGGAGUCGAGUGAGGAAAAUUACUUUGCAUUGCGUAAGAAAGAUACAGUUCUUCAGACCCUGUCCAUUUUGUAUCUUCUAAAGCUGUUUGGUGUUGUAAAUCCAUUGAUCUUCGUUAUGGAUGAUCCUGCUCUCUUGGCACUCACUCCACACACUGUGGAAGAUCCUGAUUCAGCAGCCACUAGACAGCUUGUAAACCCUGAGCGAGUCCACAGACAUGAAGAUCCUUAUGACUUGGUUGUGUUAGCUCAAGAAGUACAGAAAGCUGAUCAGUUUGUCCGAUGUGCUGCUAGUAAUAAACUCAUACUGAUUGCAGAACAGAUUCGUCAUCUUCAAGAACAAGCCAGGAAAGUGUUAGAGGAGACCAAACGAGAUGCUGAACUCCACCAUGCUGCUUGCAACUUCAAGAAAAGACCAGGCCAAAUGUAUUACCUGUACAAAAGACAAAAUGGAACAACAUACUUCUCAAUGCUUUCACCAAAGGUAAAAAAAGUAUGGAUGAUUUAGAACAUGUUUUACAGCAAGCAUGGUCCACGAGCAAGAUCUUUACAGCAAAAAGUUAGGCCAUUUUAGUGCUCAGACAUGAUAACAAACCAGACUAUAAAAUGAUGUAGGCUAUUUCAAAACUUUGUCAGACAAUGUCCACUGAGCAACUGUUAUUUCCAGUACUGACUUCCUGUCAUCUCAUGAAAGAAAAUGGUUAGAAAGCUAACUACAGUCAAGUCUAGAUAAUUUGCAGGCAUUUUUCAGUUACCCACACUUUUCCUCAUGGUUCUCUUACAUUGCUAUGGUAUUGAAUUUGUUUGUGCAGUUAGACUGCUCUUUUAGCUUUUCUCCUCUAUAACAACUAUUGUCAGUAAUUAAAGUGUUUUCAUUGAACGUUAAUGUGAAAAAGUGAAUAGUGUAAUUGUAAGUAAACUCAACUGUAAAGUAGUGGUAGAAGUUGGUAAUAAGUUAGUUAAUGUUGUAUUUGGUGUGAAAUUUUAUGAAAGAGAAACAUAAUGCUAGUUAUGUUAGUAUUGUAAGUAACAU